UGCAGGAUGUUAGUAGUGGUGAUCACCCAAACAAAUGCAUGGACAUAGACCUGCUUCUGUACCAGUUCGAGAGAAGAUGGUGGCCGCUGUGCUCGCCUUGUUCUCCUCAAGUAAACAUGUUCAACCUGAUGAGCAACUGCUGCAGCUGGGUCUCCAAAAUCCAGGAGCCAAUCAGGAAAGUGACCAUUCUUGUGGUUGGUCUUGACAAGGCAGGAAAGACCUCUUCGAUCAGAGGGAUGUUAAAAGUCCCUCCUGGGGUUGAUGUAGGGCCCACUCAGGGCUGCAUUAAAAAUGAGCUGAGAGUUGAAAACUACCUUGUUACGCUGUUGGACGUUGGAGGAUCCGUGGAGUCCCGUGGAGUUUGGAGGGAGCUCUAUGGAGAAGUCCAUGCUGUCAUCUUUGUGGUGGAUUCCAGCGACAGGCAGAGGAUGAAGGAGGCCAGGGAGGUUCUUGCAGACCUGCUGAAGCAACCGAGAGUUGCAGGAAAACCCAUAUUAGUGUUGGCAAACAAACAGGAUAAGAUGAACGCCUUGCUGGGAACUGAACUGAUUGAGAUUCUCUCUCUGGAAAAGCUAGUCAACCAGAGCCGUUCUUUGUGCCAUAUUGAACCUUGUUCAGCCUUAAUGGACCUGCGGCGCUGGUCGGACAGAAAAACUCUGCGAGGCCUUCGCUGGUUGCUGCGUGCUGUUUGCCUGGAUUAUCCGGAGCUGUGUGCACGGGUGGCCCAAGACAGCAAGAGGCCCCUGGAGCCCAGAGAAAAAGAAAAGAGAGGAAAAGCUGAGAAAGUGCAAAGAAAAACCAAAAUGGAACGGAGGAGAUCCAGCAAGUCAGAUCUGCGUCAGGUUCAUCGGCCCAGAGACAAGGAGAAACGGAGCAAUAGUGAAGGAAAGCUGCAGCCCAUACGGAACAUGCUGCAAAAGGAAAAUACACUGAAAAAGAGGCUGAGGUCAAGUAAUAUGAGGAAGAAGUCAGUCAAGAUCAAAAAAGCUGCAAAAGACGUUGAGGAGCCUCCUGAAGAGGAGGAGGAGGGAGAAGGAAAUGAAGGAGAGCAGGAUAAUCCUGGUAGCAGAGACAAAGCCAGUAGUGCCCUGAUCCCUCCUAAAAAAGGCAAACUGAAACGCAAGACCAAAGUGAAAGAGGAGACACUGGACGCUCCGGAAUCACUCACAAGCAACGAGACGCCAACCAAAGGUAAAGGAGAAAGGAAGAGGAAGAAGAAGGUUGUUAAGGUGAAAAGAAAAAACAAGAUCAACACAGAGGGAAUGCCUGUGGCUUACUCUCAACCUGUGGACCUUUCUGCAACUUUUGACCUCUACCGAAAAGCAAUCCUGGCUCUGAAGGAACGUCAGGAUCAGGCUCCAACACAGUAAAUCCUGGUUGCUUCCAGCCACCCCAACAGAGCAGUAGUACCAAGCACACCUCAUCACCUGGAUAUACCUGUGUGUUUUGUUAAAACCAAAGAAAGUUGUAUUGACAUGAACCCCGAGCCUUUGAGCAGAAACCUCAGUGAGCAGUGAAGGGAAGGCAAU
This is a messenger RNA of Cyprinodon variegatus (sheepshead minnow), 1529 nucleotides long. It is a transcript of the gene arl13a, whose product is annotated as ADP ribosylation factor like GTPase 13A. Lineage: Eukaryota; Metazoa; Chordata; Actinopteri; Cyprinodontiformes; Cyprinodontidae. The transcript is spliced from 10 exons. Bases 39 to 1370 code for a protein of 443 amino acids. The record is from RefSeq and is a predicted model, not a curated record. Gene Ontology annotation, biological process: non-motile cilium assembly; receptor localization to non-motile cilium. Gene Ontology annotation, molecular function: GTP binding; GTPase activity. Gene Ontology annotation, cellular component: ciliary membrane; non-motile cilium.